Molecule: messenger RNA, 1896 nt
Organism: Ruditapes philippinarum (Manila clam)
Lineage: Eukaryota; Metazoa; Mollusca; Bivalvia; Venerida; Veneridae
Product: GATA-binding factor 1-A-like
Exons: 1
Coding region: 432-1757 (441 amino acids)
Biological process (GO): positive regulation of transcription by RNA polymerase II; negative regulation of transcription by RNA polymerase II; cell fate commitment
Cellular component (GO): nucleus
Molecular function (GO): zinc ion binding; DNA-binding transcription factor activity, RNA polymerase II-specific; RNA polymerase II cis-regulatory region sequence-specific DNA binding
Source: RefSeq, a predicted model, not a curated record
UGUGUUUAUUGCUGUCAAUAUGUAUAUACACAUGACAGGAAUAGCACAUGUUUCCUGUGUAUUUGCACUUGGUAGUUUUGAAUUAACUGUAUGUUUAUUGAGUCACAUGACUCACCCAAACCAGUCACAGCAACUGAAUAAUUUAGAACCAGUCAUGGUAUAUAAAUUAAAAUGUCAUUUUUCUGUUCUGUUUUUUGUUGUUUUUUUUACUUUACUUUUAUAUUUUAUAUAUUUUUUAAAUAUCAAUUUCAAUAAAUAUGAGAUAAUAUGAGACAUGGCAAUUAAAUUGCCUUUUUUGAUAUUUUUAUUUUUAUAGAUUUAUAAAUAGUCAAAAACAAAAUAUCUUACAGAUUUCUUUUUUUAACUUUUCAGGAUAUAACUUGUUUGGAGCAACACAGUCUAGCACAAACAAACAUGGGGCACAGUCUGGCAUGAAUAUUGAUAACCAGUCUAUGUCACUUCACCAGCCUAUGUAUGGUUUCCCACCAACACCCCCAGAUGAUGAUGACAUCAGUGUAGGAGGUGGUAGCCAUAGCAACCGUACCAGUCUGGAUUACAACCAAGAAAAAGGUUUCAAGCAACAAGUCAAAUCAGAAUAUAUGCCUGGACUGGCUCAACGAAUGACUGAAUCAGUCUCUCCAGAUAUGCCAAAGUUCACUAAGCCAUCUCCAAUGGAUAGUUAUAAUAUGGUUGAUGCAACUGACUACUCAAUGAACAAUUUCGCUCAUAAACCAGAAGUUAAUACAACGGCUGCCCAUUCACCAGAUUCUAUCAAAUCCACGGAAGAACCAGAAUGCCAAUACCGAACUUCACCAGACUUCACCACACAAUCAAAAGAUUUGAGAAUGCCGUCUGCUUUUGUACCAACCCACUCUGCCAUGGACUCCAACAACACCUGUAUGCCACAAUUUCCACCUCAGUUUGGUGAAGAGUUCCCCAACAUGACCGAUAUAACCGAGGUAAAUGAGAAAAAAGAAGUAACUAAAACAAAAUCAUCCCCAAAGGACACAACACCUAAGGUGACAAAAGCAACUCAGGAGGGGAGGGAGUGUGUCAACUGUGCCGCCACCCACACACCACUCUGGCGCCGAGAUGGCAAUGGUCACUUCUUGUGUAACGCAUGUGGCUUGUAUGCUAAAAUGAACGGGACCAAUCGACCUCUGGUAAAACCAAAGAAGCGUCUUUCAUCAGGAAAACAAAGUGGUGUCUCCUGCACAAACUGUGGAACAAGCAGCACUACUCUUUGGCGCAGAAAUGCCAGCGGAAGCCCAGUCUGUAAUGCUUGUGGCCUCUACUAUAAACUUCACAAAGCUGACCGCCCACUCAAAAUGAAGAAGGAAGGAAUUCAAACAAGAAAUCGAAAGAUGUCUAUGAAAAGCAAGAAGAACAAGAAAGUCAACCUCACAGUCUCUGAUGCCGACAUUUUCAAACGAUCAUUCGAAAACAUCGCCAACUUCAACCAAAACUUCAACCAUUCCUACCACCACGCUCCCUUAUCAAUGUACAUGAACCCAAAGGACCAGGGUUUCGGAUCCAGUCACUACAUUCCAAAGGCACAGAUGAACAUGCCACCAACCAGCUCACCCUUGAACCAUCCCUACCAAGGACUUAACAACUUCUCAACAUCUUUUCAAUCCAGUUUUACACCAGUGUCAAGUAUGGGAAAUUCAAUGUCCGGAUACCCAUCAUCAGGACUUUUGUCAGGAAUGAAUUUUCCAGCAUCAAACAUGCUUAAUUCAGCAUUAGCUCUUGGAUAAACAUAGAUACACUGUAAAAUAGUUGACAUUAUCUAUUACUUUAAUCAAAUGUGUACAUAUAAGUGUUGAUCGUAAAUAUUAUUUAUAUUUUUUAAGUGUAAUAAUAUAUAAUAUAUUGUGUUGUAUUUUCUUUGUAUUU